AUGACCAAUCGGAAGGAGUGGCUGCAAAAUUUCAGAGCAUCACCGAUCCCGUACGUGCUGUUGGGAGACGAGGGGAAACUUCCUGUGAAAGGGGAAGGAGAUCUAGUGCUGCAAAGUGCUUAUGGUGAGGUGAAACUGGACAACGUGCUGCUGGUGGACAAGCUCACACUCAACCUCAUAAGCCAAUCGCAGUUGGACAGCGGUGGGUGCGAGACUUUCAGUGACAAGGGCAGCAUAUGGGUGUUCGGUUCGGAUUGGAAGGUGAUAGCGGAAGGAUCACGCAAGCAAGGGCUGUACGAGAUGAAGCUGCACGAAAAACAGAGUGGGGAGAAGCCCACGUACAUGGCUGAACCGGAAGCGGGCAAGGUGGCACGAGAUGAGCUACGCACCAAGUUGAAAAAAGUUCCGAUCAAGGAGCUGCAGCAGCAGGCGCUUCCUAUGGCUGCAGCAGUGAGCACGGUAGACGUCAACCUGCUGCACAGGAGGAUGGGGCACGCUGGUCACACUCGAAUCAAGCAGCUGGUCAAGAAGAACAUGGCAGCAGGAGUGAAGGUAGCCGAGGGUGGAGAGGAAAAUCUGAAGUGCAGCACUUGCGUGGAAUCAAAGGCAACAAAGGCACCACAUCCCAAGCAUGGAGUCCGUGAGCCAUACGAGACAAUGGCUAUUGUGGCAGCCGACGGUGAAGAAGAAAAUGAUAAGGGAGAAGAAGCGGGUGACAGCGCAACGAAUGAAGCCGGUGAGGAAGAAGCUGAGAUUUCUGAUGUGGAAGAGAGUGUGGCUGAAUCUGCCAGCACGGGGUACUCCGACCCAUGGCGCAUCAUUGACACGGGGGACAAUGAAAAGGCGGCAGCAGAGAUUGAAGACCUACUUGUGGACGGAGCGAUCAUCAUCGGAAGAGAGAUUGAAGGAGAUUCCGUGCAACAAGGAACGGAUGAUAAUGCAGCAGCAGAGAAAGGUGGAGCUGAAAAUGAGAAUGAGGAGAUGGGCAAAGGGAAACGGGUCAAGAAACCCAACCUCAAGUUCCAGGACCCCCAGCUAUUCACAGAGUUCACGGGCUGGCACACGGUCACAGUGCGCCUGCCAGACAACGACUGGUUUCAGGACCCCCAGACAUUCACGGAGCUGACAGGCUGGCACACAGUCACAGUGCGCCUGCCAGACAACGACUGGUUCGUCUCCCUCACUGCUCCCACCGGGGGCGUGGGCGUCUAUGUCUAUGAGUCCCUAGGGAAGAAGACCACAGGCGCUUCAGAACCUGGCACAGACUCCUCCUCUGGUGUUAACAGCUCAGGCUCAGCUGCUGAAGGCUCGUCGACUCAAAAGUCAACUCCUCCACCCGCCUCGCCCACCGCUUCGCCUUUUGAGUCGACUCAAAAGUCAACUCCUCCACCUGCCUCGCCCACCGCUUCGCCUUUUGAGUCGACUCAAAAGUCAACUCCUCCACCCGCCUCGCCCACCGCUUCGCCUUUUGAGUCGACUCAAAAGUCAACUCCUCCACCCGCCUCGCCCACCGCUUCGCCGUCCACAAAGGAGUAUCUGCGGCCUUCCAACGGCACGGGGGCGAAUGUGCUGCUGGCGAGCGUGGAUGGGUGUGUGGAGGACGGCGAGAGCGGUCUGCAGCGGUGCAGACAGGUACGGUGUGGUGGUGAGGUGUUGGACGCGGUGCAUGUGCAAGCAGGGGUUUGCAGCGGUGCAGACAGACCUGUGCCAUAUGGACUAUCUGUCUCCCGCAACUGUGCACCAGAAGCAGCAGCAGCACUGGCAACACCACCAACAGCACCAGUCCUCACUCACUCCCUUCUCUUCACUCCUCUCCCUCGCGUCUCCCAUGCCCCAGACCUGUGCCAUAUGGACUAUCUGUCUCCCGCAACUGUGCACCAGAAGCAGCAGCAGCAGCACGGGCAACAGCAGCAGCAGCGCCGCAAGCACCAGUCCUCCCACGACUCUGCCCUCCUGUUCCUACCGUCCCUCCUGCCCCUCACCUCCUUGCCUUGCCCAUACCCUCCUCCGGUGUCCCCCUUCUUUCCCUCCCCAUACAACGCUAGUCCCCUGCAGCAGCAGCAUCCCAGCCACCUACAACAGCAGCGGCACCGACAGCACCAGCAGCAGCAGCACCAGCAGCAGCAGCACCAGCAGCAGCAGCACCAGCAGCAGCAGCACCAGCAGCAGCAGCACCAGCAGCAGCAGCACCAGCAGCAGCAGCACCAGCAGCGCCAGCAGCAGCAGCACCAGCAGCAGCAGCACCAGCAGCAGCAGCACCACUCCUCUGCUCCUGAAGCGCUCCCCAUGUCCUCCCCGCACCCCUCUUGGCCUGCCGGGUCUCUCUUGGAUCCCUGGGCUGGCAUGGCGUCAGUGCAGCUGGUAUGUACUCUGAGGCAAGUUCUUCCCAUGCUCUCCUUCAGUCCAGUCUCCACGCUCCUCCUCACAAGAGUGCCGGUGCUUUUCGCUCCAGCCGACAGCUCUUCCCCUCUCCACCGACCUCCUCAUUCCUCCCAGCCACCGAAGCUGCCUCCUUGCACCUCACCCACCCUUCCAUCCCCUCAUCCUCACCCAUUCUCCCCCCCACCCCCUCCAGCCACCUCCUCCCAGCCAAUCGCAGAAGCCCAGCGGCUCGUGCGGCAACUGACGGAUCAUGCAGAGCUGGUGGAUUACAUUCGAGCAACGCACCGCAGUCCCUCCCGGCGCUUCUCUGCCGCCCAGCAGGCUCUUUUCGUCCGCAUCCUCGUCAUGGCGCUGCAGUCAGUCGUGCAGAAGAUGCCGAGCGAUGCCGUCCAGGCUGCCACCCACUUGCUGCACAUCUUCAACGACGCAGUGGUCUCGCCAGACGCCUCGCCGUGCCCCCAAGCGGAUUUUAUGGUUCUAUGGGACUCUGCGUCCUUCACCCGCCGCGCCAUAUCAGACGGGCAGCGGGUCACGUGGGUGUGGAACGACGACGACUACCACGAGCUCUCAGCAUGGGCGGGUUCGGAGCCGUUUCUUGGGUUUGGAGCGGGGCGGCUCGGCCUAUCACGGCUUGCCACAUGUGCAUGGGAUAACAUUGGGCCCAGAGAUGCCUCGGAUGAGCCUGCGCCAUGCGUGCUGCGCUCUCCCGACGACUCAUCACCGCCCCAGUUCGCAUACACCAAGGUGUUUGGCACGGCUCGAGACAUAGCUGUGAAGGACUCGCCUCAGUCACUCGCAUUCACCCUCAUCCGCGCCAGGAAUGAUUCAGCACCCCAGCCCCGCGACUCUCUCCCCCCCUACGCGCUCCUCCUCGCCUCUCUCUGUGCGCCGGACUGCCGUCUCUCCAUGCUCGCCAACGGCCGCUGCGACCAGCCCUGCAACGUGGCUCUCUGUGACUUCGACGGGGGGGACUGCGCUUGCGGCGGCGCUGGCAGCGGGAGUAUUGGAAGCAGCGUGAGCAGCGGCAGUGAUGCUGCUGGUGCUGGUGGUGGGAGUGGGAGAGGAGGCAGCGGCAGUGGCAGCAGUGGCGGUGGUGCGAGUGCGGGUGGGAGUGUGGGAGGAGGAGUGGGUGUGCAGUGGUGCACAUGUCCUGUGUUGCAGAUACGGGGCGAUGAUGGAGCGUGCUGUGAAGCAGCAGGAGCAGGCACGGGCAUCAAGGUCCCCUUCAGUCUGCAACGAUUCGGCCCCACAGUGCAUCCCCUCCUCUCCACUCUCGGCAGCACCGCUACUGCUCUGCCUCGUGUUGUGUCCCAAUACAACAGGGUGCUGAUGGGUCUCAUCAUCGUACAAUACCGCUGGGACUCUGCAGACUGUGCCACGAGCAGGUUUCACUUCCAGGACUUGUGUGUGAGAGGCGAGUCAUCCGAGGCUUUCGGGGUGAACCCAGUCUUCCUUCCGUCCUCCUCGCUGUACAACGCCAAUGCUGCUGCCAACAUGACCGCCUACACCAACGAAACAUUUGCCAAUCCCUUUGAGCUUAACGCCAAGGGGUUGCCAUAUGGCUUUCAGCAGCUGCCUGGCAGCAGCCGCUUCCCGCUGGUGUUUGAUGUGAAUCUGGACAACGGGGCAGCAACACGGCGGCUGCAGUACCUGGUGGACGGGUUCUUCGUGGACAACUACACGCGCAGCAUCGACGUUGUUCUUAUCACUCGCAACGCCAAUGAGCAACUGUUCACCGCCACCAAAGCCACCCUCUCCCUUCAGCCGGGCGGCAGCAUGGACGCUACUUUCCUAAUCCAGCCGGUCAACGUGGAAUACUACGACCUGAAUGUGACAAACAACGUGAUACGGCUCGUCCUGGAGCUGCUGUUUGUGGCCGGCGUGGUUUGGAACGUAGUGGAGGAGGUGAAGGAGAUGAUGUGGAUUUGGAAGGUGCAGCGAAGGUCCUUCUGGCAUUACUGGCGGCAGGGGUGGAACUGGGUGGACUGGCUUUCCAUCUCCGUCCAGAUUCUCUGCAUCUGCAUGUGGAUAUCAAUGGCAGUGCUAUCCGGGCAGAGCUUCAACAUGCAGGCACGCUACAACAUCUACUACACUCUGGAUGAGUACCCGCGCUACUGGGCCCUCCCCAACCCGCCCUCGGGGUACCUGGCUGCAGUGGCUGCUGCUGACAAACUGGGCAGUAUUAUCAACACGAGCUCAGCUUACUUCGCUCUGCAGGGCAUGAAUGUGUUCAUCAUGGUGCUGCGAGUGCUCAAGCUGAUGGACUUCCAGCCGCACAUGGGCAUCAUCACUCGCUCCAUCCGCGUCGCCCUCCCCUCCAUCCUGCACUUCUUCCUACUCUCCCUGGCUGUCUUCCUCGCCUAUGCCACCUAUGCCUACCUCGUGUUUGGCAUGACCAUGGCACAGUUCAGCACCCUGUGGGGUGCCAUGCAAACCUGCUUCCUCAUUAUCCUCAACGACAACAGUGUGCAGUACUUUUUUCAGCACAUGGAGAGCUGGCAAUACGUCGCGGCGAUGAUCUUCUGGUUCUCCUUCGUCAUCAUCUUCUUCUUUGUGCUCUUCAACUUCCUCAUCGCCAUCAUUGUUGAUGCGUUCAUGGAUGUGAAGGACGCAGCAGAGAGUGCAUCGGCAAUAUACGAGGACAUGUACCUCAUCGUGCUGCGCUUCUUCCGCCGUGUUGCAACGCCUUAUAGCGAGUACAGCCGCCUGCUGCGGCACCUCAUUCGCCUGGGAGCAGUGGACACGGCCCAUACGGUCAUGGAGAAAAGCCUGUGGCAAUCGGCACAGCAGAGCCUUGCUAGGAGCCUUCGGCACAGCCCGGCAAGGGAAGGGGGCAGCAAGCAUGUGAGCAGUGGUGGGGGCAAUGGCAACAGCAGCGGCGGCAGUGACAGUAGGGCAAGUGAUAGGGGCAGCAAGAAUGGCAGUAUGGGCAGCAGGGAGGGCAUGAAGGAAUUAGUAGUGGAGGAUGGUGUGGAUGAUAGUGGGUCAAGGAGAGGUGGGUUGGAGGAUGGGCGACGAGGGGGAGCAGAAGUUGCGGAGGAGGGGAAGUUGGGGACGGAAGAGAGAGAAGCUCUGGUAAGGGUGCAGCGGCAGGGGAUGAUUGAUGGUAAAGCGGUCAUGAUGAGGGUGCAAGGGCGGGGGAUGUUGGGAUUGGGAGGGAUGGUGGAUGCAGCUUCUGGCGCGCCUCAUAGGCUGCAAGGGGCAGGAGCUGAAGCUUCCAGAAUGGACACAAUCUCUGAGGCGCCUCAACGGCUGGAAGGGGGAGGGGCUAAAGGUCGGAUCAGAAUGCAAGACGAGGGGAUGGCAGAAGCAGAGAGAAUUCAACCAGGCGUGAGUGAGAGAGACGAGGGGGGUGAGGGUCUUAGGAGUGGCACGGAGGUAGUGAGAGAUGGUGGGAGUAAGUUCUCGGGAGUGUCUGCUGCCAGAUCUGCUGCUGAAGGGGGGAGUGCGAUGGUGUGGUCGCUCCGAAGGCGAGUAAGCUUCUGGCGGGAGGACUCACUGGAGGAGCGGCAGCGGGUGGUGGCUGUCGGGGGCAGGCACCUCAACGCCCUCUCGCUCUCUGCUAUUCUGCAACGCGCGCUAGCCAGAAAGGUGUGUUGGUGGGAUGCUGCGCUCGGUCCCUCCCCGCUACACCCACCACCUAGAAUCCAUCGACCCGCCAGCACUCGUCAAGAUCUCUCGCUCAGGGGCAAGAAAGAGCCUCUGCGCUCUGUCCCUCCUCGCUACACCCACCACCUGGAAUCCAUCGACCUCCCUGCACUCGUCAAAGUCCUUCUCUCGGAGACAGGAGAGAACCUGUCCCGUUCCGACCUCAUGGCCCGUGCAAGCUCAGCUGUGGCCAUGUCUCGGCAAAAGCGAGACAUGCUGGCAUUGCAAGAGCGAAUGGGAGCCCUCCAAACAGACCUGACUCAGAGGUUUGACGAGCUCGAACGUGGGAUUAUGGAUCGGUUACCGAACCAAGGUCAUGAGAAGGCGGGUCGUGAGGUUUGGACGGAGCAGGUGCGGCGAGAGGUGGAUGCUGCUCGGAAGGAGGCUCGGCGGGAGGCCUGGGAGCAGGCACGACAGGAGGUUGAGGAGGCUCGGCGUGAGGCACGAGAGGCUCGGGAGGAAGCUCGGAGGGAGCGGGAAGGGUUUGGGGAGAUGCUGAGGGAGUUGAAGAGGGAGAUGCAACUGCUUCGGGUGGUGGGGGAGAGGAGAGAGAAGGGACGAGGGGACGAGAGAGGGGACGGGAGAGGGGAGGAGAGAGGGGAGGAGGGAGGAGGGAAUGUGGAAGUGGGACCUUAA
Molecule: messenger RNA, 6666 nt
Organism: Closterium sp. Naga37s-1
Lineage: Eukaryota; Viridiplantae; Streptophyta; Zygnematophyceae; Desmidiales; Closteriaceae
Source: the annotation of a GenBank genome assembly